Messenger RNA from Drosophila ficusphila, 3175 nucleotides. It is a transcript of the gene eya, whose product is annotated as developmental protein eyes absent. Gene Ontology annotation, biological process: negative regulation of extrinsic apoptotic signaling pathway in absence of ligand; multicellular organism development; cell differentiation. Lineage: Eukaryota; Metazoa; Arthropoda; Insecta; Diptera; Drosophilidae. Gene Ontology annotation, molecular function: protein tyrosine phosphatase activity. Gene Ontology annotation, cellular component: nucleus. The record is from RefSeq and is a predicted model, not a curated record.
CAAAGCGAGCGCUACGGGAAACGGGCGACGUCCAUCCGGCCGAACCGCAGUUCAUCCACUCUAUCUAUCCACUUGCAAAAAAGAUACAAGAUACAAGAUACUUCUCCCCGUUCGUUCGUUCGUUCUGAAAAGCCAAUCAAUCGAAGCGGCAUUCGAUUUCAAAACAGCAGAAAAUCACCCAAAUCGGUUCGAUCCUCCGCGAGUGAACGUUCCUAGUGAAAGUCGGCGCAAUGGUCACCCUAAUGCCAUAUAACUACGCCGCCCCGCGAUGCGGAUUAAUCGACAAGAUGAUCGAGCCAAAGGUUAAACGUCCCAAGACAGAGCACACGGAUACACAUGAACGCAACCGCCUCUGCAAUCUGUCACAGCAGCAGCAGCAGCAACAGCAACCCCAGCAGCAACAGUCGCACCAGCAGCAGCAGCAGCAACAGCAGCAGCAGCAACAACAGCAGCAGCAGCAAUCGCAUCCCAGCACCGUGUUGGCCAGCAAUGGACCGAGUAGCGCCGGUGCCGGCAUGGGUGUCGGUGUGGGCGGAGGAGGAGGCGGCGGCGGGGGAGGGGGCGUUGUGGGGCAGUGCAGUCCGCUGGGACUGCCGCCGCAGAGCCAGCCGCUGCAGCCCACCAUCGGAUCGCUGGCCUCGCUGAGCGGACACUAUGCCAACGGGAACGCGAAUCCGAACGUGAAUCCGAGCAGCUGCAGCCUGGCCGCCGCCUCCAGCUUCUCGCAGUCGGCGGGCAGCAGCUUCUCCACAUAUCAGCAGGCGGGAGGCACUGCCUCCGGCGUGUCCGGCGAGGAUGGGGUGGUGGUGGGCGGGGCAACUGUGAUGUCGCACUGGACGCACGACGGCUCGACCGGAUCGAGUGCGGCCGUGAAGUCGGAGUCGCGCAGCCCGGGCCAGGGACACGCCUCCCUGGACAACGGAUCGGUGACCAGUGCGAAUCUCUACGGCUGCAGUUCCUCCGGGAAUCCGCUGGACGGCGGAGCUGCGGCGGCGGUCAACUCCUCGGCGGUGGCGGCGGCAGCGGCGGCGGUCUACGACGGGAAGCACGACUACUACUACUACAACAGCAUGCAGCAGUACACCCCGCCUCCGUUCUACUCCGGCUACGGAGCUCCCUACGCGGCGGCCACGGCUGCCCGCCAGGCCAAGAUGGAGCCGGGAGCAGCGGCCGCGGCGGCGGCCUACCUCACCCCGAGCUACGCCAGCGGCGGCAACAACAACUCGCAGCUGUACAGCAGUCCGUACGCGGGGUACAACAACUUCGGGCAGCAGGACUACGGCGGCUACUACAACGAGCAGUACGGCAACUACUACAGUCCGGCCAACUACUCGCCGUACGCGGUGAGCUCGCCCAGCUCGAGUGCCAGCCACGGGCACGGGUUCCACGUGGCGGCCUCCUCGAACCUCUCCGAGAGCCCCACGGACACGCACUCGACGACGCCGGUGCACCAGACGACCCACUCGCCGCACUCCCCGCUCCCGAUCUCGCCGAGCGCCGGCUCCGGACCGCUGGGACCGCUCGGCAACGUGGCGGCGGCGGCUGCGGCGGCAGCGGCCCUCAACUCCAGCGGCGGCAGCAGCGUGGGCACCUCGGGAUCGGGGGGCGUGGCGAGCAGCAAGACCACGCCCACGGGCAAGACGGGAAGGGCGCGCGGGAGGCGCCACCAGCAGCCGAGUCCCACGAGGAGCACGGCCUCGGACACCGGGAACAGCGAGGCCGUGAAGCCGCCGGAGCGGGUGUUCGUCUGGGACCUGGACGAGACGCUCAUCAUCUUCCACACGCUGCUGUCGGGCAGCUACGCCAACCGGUACACCAAAGACCACAGCUCGUUGAUGACCAUCGCCUUCCGCAUGGAGGAGAUGGUCUUCAACAUGGCCGACACGCACUUCUUCUUCAACGAGAUCGAGGAGUGCGACCAGGUGCACAUCGACGACGUCAGCUCCGACGACAACGGGCAGGACCUGAGCGCCUACAACUUCGCCACCGACGGCUUCCACACGAACACCCCGCCCGGCGCCCCGCCCAACCUCUGCCUGCCCACCGGCGUGAGGGGCGGGGUCGACUGGAUGCGCAAGCUCGCCUUCCGCUACCGCAAGAUCAAGGACAUCUACAACAGCUACCGGGGAAAUGUUGGCACUCUGCUGGGACCCGGAAAGCGCGAGGCCUGGCUGCAGAUCCGCUCGGAAAUCGAGGUGGCCACGGACAACUGGGCCACGCUGGCGCUCAAGUGCCUGAGCAUGAUCUCCCAGCGCGAGAACUGCGUCAACGUGCUGGUCACCUCCACGCAGUUGGCCCCGGCGCUGGCCAAGGUCCUGCUCUUCGGGCUGGGCGGGAUCUUCAACAUCGAGAACAUAUACAGCGCGCACAAAAUCGGCCAUGAAACCUGCUACGAGCGGAUCGUGACGCGCUUCGGACGCAAGAGCACCUACGUGGUGAUUGGGGAUGGCAACGAGGAGGAGACCGCCGCCAAGGCCAUGAACUUCCCCUUCUGGCGCAUCUCCGCCCACAGCGACAUUCGCGCCCUCUACACUGCCCUCGACAUGGGCUUCUUAUGAAAGGCCAAACUCUAAAUGUAAUGGAUCUUACAGCCAUCUUAGCCCAUCAUAAUCCUCGGCAGCGAAGCGUUUUGAGUACAAACAGCGAAAUGUUUAACUAAUUUAUUUGAUGUGUAUGUGUGUGUGGGUGCGAGACAGGCAGCGAAUGCAAACCGCAAACUGCAAACUGUAAACCAGCGCAAAAUAAUUUAAUUAUUUUGUUUGAACGAUUAUACUUUGACGCCAAGACUUUUUGUAUUAUAUAGUUUUAAAACACCUAAUCAACGGUCGUAACAAUUCUCGCCCGAAGUUGUUUCACGUGUGUAAUUAACGAACUAACGAUAUACGUAUUUAGCACCUUAGAGUAGCAAACAAUAUCUGGCCGAUACCGAGGCAGUAUCUCCUGGCGGGAGAGGCGCACUCACAGGUCGAUCGGAGCAAACACAACAAAAACUAGUUUAAAGUUCUUAGUUUAAAGCAAAAGCAUAACUAUAAUGAUUAUAAAUAAUUCGACAAAGCCGUAGUAUUCAAAUUUUAAAUAACUAUUAUAUAGCUGCAUAUAUUAAACUAUAUUUAAAAUAUAAAACCAAGUAAUAAAAGAGCAAAUCCAACAACAACGCACUCUAUUAAAGCAUUAA